This is a messenger RNA of Drosophila mojavensis, 12045 nucleotides long. RefSeq names its product lysosomal-trafficking regulator (gene mv). The coding region runs from base 1072 to 11808 and encodes 3578 amino acids. Gene Ontology annotation, molecular function: protein binding. The transcript is spliced from 19 exons. The record is from RefSeq and is a predicted model, not a curated record. NCBI's taxonomy places the organism in Eukaryota, Metazoa, Arthropoda, Insecta, Diptera, Drosophilidae.
UUCUGCAAUAACAAAGCAGUUUUCAAAACACUUUUGUUUAUAACAAUAGAACGCACGCACGCAAACAAUAUACUAAGAGCAAAGAUUCCUUAAAUACCCAAGAAAAAAUCACGCUAAUUGUGAAAUUUGUGAACCAAAUGAACUGAACUUACACAUUAAACCAAAAUGGCGUAUUAAAUUGUUUUUGUUGCCUGAGGUUUUCGCUACUUUUUGUAAUUUUUCAAUUUUUUUUCUUGUUUUUGUGCAAGGUCUGUUGAUUUUGUACUUUUAUAUACUAUGUGUUCAUACACAAACACUCAUACAUCACAGUGUCUAUUUCAUGACCAGCGUCAUCAACAAUUUACGCAGUUUAUACAUUCAACUUUUUCGGUGUGAAAGUUGUUGAUUUUUGUUUUAUGUUUACAUCGCAAUUGUGGCUUUUGUUGUGGAUUUUAUGUUGGUGUUGCUGCUGUCAUCGCCCGAUAAGCGAAGUUUUAUGAUUGACAAUCGGUCAAUUCAUUAAUUAUGUAUUUUCUAUUGAUCAAGCGCUGAAGGGGCGUCGCGUGCAGUCUGCUUCUAGUUGGCUCUCUUAUCGUCAAUUCUGCGAGCAUUAACCGUUAUAUUAACCGUAAAAGGCACGCAUCAUUGCCAGCUGUUUACUCUGUGUGCUCUAUACCGCCAGCCCCGUCGCUCCUCGGCAUCUACAAAUCAUGCCACUGAGUACCCGGCUUUGGAUUCGCUUGACAACCGAAUGCAGUGGCAUUUGUCUAUAAAUAGCAAAUCGAAUAGUUUUCCUGCAUCAGCAACAACAACAACAAUAUCAACUUUAAAAGUUUUCCAUUGUCGUUCGUCCAAAUAAUCAGCUUCACCGGCCUCUGUCUUUCUGCUACUGCUGCUACUGCAGCAGCUAAUAAUCUCAGCAACUGGCAGGCAAUCGCUAGCACUUUGCAGCCUUUCGCUCAGUUCUGUACCAGCGCUUAUUGCGGCCACAACGUUGUCCGAUGCUCGAACCUGACAGCACAUCAGCCGAAGAAGUAGCCGUCGCCCUAGCAGCAGCAGCAAUAGAAGACAGCAGGGAGCGUGCGUUCUGCCAUGGCCAACGAGCAGCAGCAGCAGCUGGAGGAGGAGCAACGUCAACUGCUGCUGCAAACGCUGAACAGACUUUGGAGCCAUUAUCUGCACCCCUCCGACUCUGAGACAGUUGAUAAGCAGACGGCGAGUGUCAAGGAACACUGGCUCUGGCAGCUGCUGUAUCAUUUCCAAUACUUGGACGAGCAAACAUUGCGAGAUGCGCAGUUUAAUAGCAAUUUCAAUCAGCUGCCCGAAGAGCUGUGCUCUUAUUUGCUGGAGCAGGUGUAUCAAAUCAUCAGCGCAGCGAAACGUUCGCAGGAACCCGAGCAACCAGACAAAUGCAUCAAACAGCUGCGAAAACAGCAUAACCUAGCCCAGCUUAUUUUGAGCACACCCAGUGAUUGCAAUAAGAUUUUGGCAUUGAGAACUUUUCUUACUAAUGGCUUGGGUCAACAUUUGCUCGCCUUUCUGCUGCGCGUGCAAAUCAAGCACAUUGCUUCGCAGAAGAGCCUCUGCCAGUUGUGCAUCAAUCUGUUUCCCAAUUGCAAAUGGAGUGCUGAAAAUGCCCCGCUGCAGCCCCUGACCAGCAUUGCACAGUUCAUUAGUAGCUUUCACCUGAAUUCGCAGCGCAAUAAAACGCGUCGUCAGCAACAGCAAUCACAACAACAGCAACAACAGGCACAGCCCCAGCAACUGCAACAGCAACAACAACCCAUUGAGAUUAUUAGCAGCUUCAAUGAAUUCAGAAAUGCUUGUAAAACAAGUGAUGAAUUGGCGCUGCUGCUCAUCCAGUUACUCUCGCGCUGCGUCGAUGCUGAGCAGGACCCGCAGCUCAGUGUAACGGUGCACAACUUUGCGCUGGGCCAUUUGUGCAGCAGCUGUGUGGAUGAGUGCGAGCAGGAGGCGGAGCUGCCCGGCAGCAAGAAUGACGAAAUUAUUAAGUUUGAGCUGCUGCAGCUGAUUGCGCAGUGUGUCAACAAUUUCUAUAUGCACGAGCAGCAGCCCAGCUCCUUGGACUUUAAUAGCCAGUGCAGCCAGCUGCUCUAUGCGCUAGCUGCCAAUCGCAGCAGUUCGGUGCUCUCACAUGCUGUGCUCUACAUUAUAUUUGGCACUCUGCACAAUCUGGUGGAGUUCGGCUCUCAGCAUCUAAAUCAAAUCGAUGUGAAGCUCUUUGACGCCUGUUUCGAUGUGCUGCAAGAGGCGGCCGCAUCCACCACCUGCACCUCGCUGCUCUUUCUGCAUAUCUACAAGCUGCUGCUGCGCCUCACGGAUCAUCUGUCGCGCCAGGAACAGCAGCUGCAAUGCCUCAUGGAGAGCAACACCUCUAGCGCUUUGGCCAAGCAGCAGCAACAACAUCAGCCACCGCGCUACAAGCGUCAGCGUCACAGCCAGCUUCACUGCACGGAGCGCUCGCUCACCUGUUAUUUCCAGGGCAAACUUUAUCAGCUGUUGCCCAAUCUGGUGCCGGAGCUGCAGGAGCACACCGUGCGUUCGCUGCUCCGCACCGGCAGCUGCUGCUGCCACUACAAUACGACCAACUAUGCCACCUGCCUGCGCCUGGCCACCCAGCUCUCUGGCAGCUAUCAGAAGUGCACCUACAAGUUCCUCCACUACAAUGUGCUGCACACCAUCUUCGUGAAACGCUCGCCCCAGCAUUGCGCCGUUUGCGAGGAGAAGCUCAAGUCGCCGGCAUUUCACAUGCAACUUCUGGACAUCUAUAAGGACAACUAUCGAGCAUUGUUGAACAGCAGCUCGAUGCUGCUCUUCCUGAAGCAUCUGAAGCAUAUUGCCUAUUUACUAUCGUAUGAUCUGGCCGCUGGCAUUCUGGCCGAGGUGGCGUUACCCAUUUUCCGGCAAUACAAACAGCUAAGUGAGUGCAAGACGAAGACGACUGGAGUGCAUAAGCUGCCGCGCCUGCAGUUGCCCUGUAAGUUGGACAACUAUCGCAUUCUCCACGAGUGCCUCAGCAUUUUUGUGAUGUACCUGAGUGACAUACGUCUUGUCAAGGCCUUCUACAACGAGGAGAACAUUGGCUACAUGCAGGACUUGCUGUGUGUGCCGGAGCUGCAGCGCGGCGUCUGUGAUCUCAUCAAGGUGGGCAUCGAUAACAUUGCCUUUCUGGGCGACAACAGCCACGAGCAGAUCGCGCUCAGCCGUCGCCUUAUACAACUGCAGCUGAAUAGCAGCGAUCGCGCCUCACGAUUGUUCCAGGCGCUGCUGCACCGAUGCGCCAAGCGCUCAAAUGUGAAAUUCUGGCUGGAAGAGUCGGCCAAUACGUCGCUGUUAGAGGGGCACAAGCCGGUGGAUAUUCUAUAUAUAACCGCACUCCAGUGGACGCUCAACUAUGAGCUGCUCAAGACCAGUCAACUGUUUUACAAUGAGUUUGCCAAAAUCUACUCGAUACCCGUGGAAAUGACGGUUGACGAUGACGACGACGCUGACGAGCAGCAACAGCAGCAGCAGCAGCAACAGCAACAACAGCCGCAGCUGGAGCAGGAGGAGAAAUUGCGGCAUGGCGAUAAGACAAUCAUUGACAUACUCAAGCUAAACUACAAUGCACUAAGUUGUUUUCUAAUGCUGCCAAAAGCCGCAGUCGCCGUAACCUCAACCGCAGCGACAACGCCAGCGACGACGCCGACAAUGCCGUCCAUUCGUGGCUCAAGUUCAUUGGAGGCGCUCGUCUCGCAAGUACAGCUGCCGUUCAGUGUGAUGUCAGCCUCCGCGACGACUGCAGCCAGCUCGGACUACGCCGAUUCCUCCCUGGACUACGCCUCCAUCAUCAACAACUACGCCGAGCAGCCGGCAUUGCCUUCCUUUCUGCAGCACCUGCAGUCUAGCCAGCCGGACGAGAGUAUUGUGCUCUUCGACAUACGCGGAAGCAAACCCAGUAGCAACAGCAACAGCAACAACAACAACGUUGAAUCAGUGCCACUGGCAGUGUCCAGCGUCGUGGCAGAGGAUGAGGCAGCUGCUGCCGGACUAAUUAGCAAGCUGUUCAAUAUUGUGGGCUCCCUAUUCGGCGGCAGCACGGGCUCCCCCGAGCGACGCUCGACGCCUGAGCCCACUUUAGACAUCGAUGCAGAUUUGUUUUGCCUCUACGAACCGAAUGGAGAGUGCAAGAAACUGCUGCUAAAACUCUUCGAGGCGACCAUGGCCAUAUGCAUCAAGGGCUUUCAAAACGAAGAAGUUGAGAAGAUGCAGAAGCACCUGCGCAAGCUGAAGGCCAUCAUAUUGAGCAACGCCUCCAGCGACUGGGCGGAGCACGGCGAGCAGCAUGCCCGGGACAAUGCGGUCAUACAGACGCUGCAAACGCUGCUCAAGAUCGCCGAGCUCUCGAGCACACACAACGAGCCAGCGGGCGUCGUGGCGAACAGCCCCACAGAGGCAUCCGCUCAGUCACGGCCACGUGCGCGCUCCUUCAACAGCGGCUGCGUCGAGCUGCCCAGACAGCAGGCGGCUAAGUUGCCGGCCAAGAACUCGCUGGCCACACCGCCCACCCCGCGACGGCGACCCAAUUCGAGUGAUGCUGCCAUUGGAGAUGCGGAUUACUUUUCCACACGCGCCUCGCUCAGCUGUGCCGCCGACAGCGAACUGGAGCUGAGCGAGAACGAGCAGGAGUUCUAUCUGACGGCCGACGAGGGCUACGAGGCAGACGGCGAAAUAGCUGAGCUGAGCGAAUCCGAAUGCGAAUUGAAUGGCGGCGGUGCGGUGGCCAACGAAUCGUGGACACCCUUCCUGCCCUCUUCACGUUAUCGCAGCCACAUCAUGCACGAGGGCUUGAGCCAGCUGGUGGUGCAGAUGCUGGUGGAGCUGUCGCUGAUCUGCAUGCGCCAGCCAGCCGGCUGGACAGAGAGCCUCACGCAAUUGGCCAAUCGCUUGUUUGUCAUUCGCGACUAUCUGGGUGGACCGUUGUGCCUGCUGAGAGGAUUUGCGCCUGUGCUGAGCAGCAGUGAUGCCAAAUUGCGAGAGCUGCAGCAAUCCAUAUUGGAGCUCAUCAGCCAUCUGAAUACGCCAGACGUGCUCAACUGCUACUUUGGCAUCCUGGCCAGCAAGCAGCCGCCGGUGGAGCUGCUGAUGCGGCACAUGCAUCACAUCUGCGCUGGCGGCCUGCGCCGUGCUCAGCCCUGCAUGGAGCUGGAGUUUCCCAUUGCGAUCGAUGGGAAAAUCGUCAUCACAGCGGAUCCCUUCCUCAGCGAGCAGAUUGAGCGCGUGCGCCUGCAGCAUCAGCGCUGCCAGGCGACGACUUUGUUUACUCGUGCCGCCUGCAUUGUGCCCGUGACGCAGACGCGCCUCUGGCAGCCGGAGGGGCUGACGCUCUCGCUCUGGCUGGAGGUAAAGGGCCAGCAAACGAAUCGCAGCUUCACACAGCUGAACGAUGAUGAGACGCGCUACUCGGGCGAGGACUCAACAAGAUGCCAUCUCGUUUCGCUGGGCAGCAGCGCCGCCAUGCUUAGUAUCUACAUCAGCCACAAUCUGCAGCUAAUCUUCGAGCUGGUGCGACCCAAUGAACCGUUGCCGGCACGCGUCGAGGAGCACAUGGAGGCCACCAACAGCGAACUGCCGUCGCAGUCGAACAGCGGCAGCUUCCGUCAUGCUCUGAAGCAAACCAAAAUGGCGCUGCUCAACAGCUUCGGCCAGAUGCACCUGCUCAACGGCAAUCAGGCGGGCCACGAGACUGGCGGCUACAGCGACGGCGCCAGCGUGCAGCUGCAGCAGCCGCGACUGCCGCGCAACAAAUGGACGCAUCUGGUCUUUGCGUUGCAGCAGCAGGCCGAUGGUCUGCAAGUGGGCGUCUUUAUCGAUGGCCUGGAGCAGCAGACCCUAAGUCUGCCCUUUCACAACUUGCGCUUUGCCUCGCGCAAUCACAGCUUCCAGAUGCUGGCUCUGGGCGAGGGCAUAGCCGCGAAGAAUGGGGUCAGCAACAGCAGCUCCUCGCGCUCCACUCUUGAUGGCAGUGCGCCGCGCUAUGCGCUGUCCAAUGUGGUGCUCUUCAAGCGUCGCCUGGACGAUCAGAAUCUGAUGAUCAAUCUGACAGCUAUGGGACCGGACUUCACCGAAUUCACCCAGUGUCAGGUGGCCAACUGGAAGCCCAACUAUGGGCACGUGCAGGUGGGCAAGCUGUCCACCUGCAACUUUGGCAGCCACGCGGACUGCAUGAAGGUGCUGCGACAGGCGCGCGUCCUGGUCUACACAGCCCAGCAGCCGGAUCUGGUCAUGUGCCACGAUGUCAGCCAGGAGCUGGACAUGGCCUGCUAUGGACAGCCCCAGGGCCACAUGCUCUACGGCGAGCUGCUGCAGCAUCAGCCGCAGACGCUGCAAACGGCGGUGCUGCUCAGUGGCGGCCUGUCGACCAUGCUGUAUCUUUUUGCCAGAAUUGUGGAGGUCUCCAGCACAGCCACCACCCAAGCCUUGGCGCUGGAUUUGCUGCUGCAGCUGGCCCACUCGGAUGCCCAGCUGUACACCGAGUUUCAGCGUCAGGAUUAUCUAGCGCUCAUUGGGUAUGUCAUCAAGUCGGAGCGCUGCUCCAAGGAUGUACAGCUGCUGCGCAGCAUUGUCAACAAUGCCUGCUCCCAGCCGGUGAUCAGCCGUAAGGGCGACGUGCUGCACGUGAACGAUAAUACGACGGCCACGCUGAUCUAUCCGCGUCUGCUGCUCGCUGUGCUGCAGCGCUACUCGGACUGGCAUCGCUCUGGGGCCACACAUUCCGAUGUGCUGGACAUGCUCUUCCGCUGCAUUCUGGCCCUCAGCCGGGACAAGCAUCCGCAGCGCGACUUCAACAUGGAGCAGCUGCAAAAGUCUGGCCUGUUGCGUGCGCUGCUCAAUCUGUGCAAGGUUUAUGUCAUUGAGUCGCCCAGUCCGGUGCACAUAUCGCCCUAUGCCGCCGAGUGCUUUGUCCAGAUCUUGGCCGUCUUUGCCGGCUCUCCGCCAGCGCCUUCAUUGCUGGAUGAAAUGAUGAAGCUGCUGCUGCUGCUCCACAGACCAAGCGAGUGCUAUGUCACGCAUGAUCGAACGUAUUUUUACUUUCUGCUGACGCCACAGAUGCCAGUAAAGGAACGCUCGGUGGUGGUUGCCAAUUUAAGCCGCGUGACCACAUCCUUUAGACGGCAGGCACAACCACCCGUCCAAGAGGUCGACGCAGAGCGCGCAGAGCGGAUUCGACGGCUGCGACGACUGCACGACACCGCCUCCGCUUACAGACGGGGUCUCACUGAAAUGGAGGAUCAACUGGAGUUUAUAGCCGACUGCUCCAAUCUCAACAAGGCUGCACUGCGUCUGCUGAACCCUGUGGAGGCGACACGCUGGCGCAUCAAGUUCAAGCGUCGCUAUCCCAGCCCCAGCCAAAGCCCCAAGCAUAGCCCCAAACGCAGUCCCCUGAAGGUCGCCCGCAGACGCGCCCAUACACAUCCGAGGCCCUGGCAACCUGCGGUCCACAGCACGCCAAGCGCCACGCACGUAUCACCGCUGCCUAGUCGCAAAACCGACUUUUACGAUCAGAUGGGCAUCGUGACGCUGCAGCAGCGACUGCUUAUGUUGCUCAAGGACUUCCUGUGCCUGCUGCCCGACUCUGCCGUGGACGAGGUGCUGCGUCAUUAUGUGAAAAUCGAAUUCCUUCUGGUGCUGGCCAAUCAACGCAGCUGCGCCGUGCGCACCGCCAUCAUUCAGCUGCUGGCGGUGCUGACCAAGCGUUUGGCUCCAGCGGAAUUGGUCGCUGCCUCGAAGCAGCUAUAUCCGCUGCAUCUGGCCAAUCAGCUGACCAUUCAUGCCAGCGAUGUGGCUAUGUUUGAGGCAUGUCUCUCUUGGGUCAGCGAUCUGCAUGGCAGUCUCACAGACAUGAUUAGCUCUGAUGUCGCUUUGGGCAUACGCCAGCGCUUCGGGCUGCAGUCCUUGUUAGCCAUUUCGAUGGCUCUGGGCAACAGCAGCUGGAACUCGGAACCGCAACGCGUGUUCAAGGCGCUGUUGCGGCUCUACCUACAGAAUCCGGAGGAGCAGCUAAGCCUCGUGGAGGCGGGUCUGCUGCAGUGCACCGUCAAGGCGCUGCACCAGCUCUAUACGCUGCACCUAGGCCAACCCAAUAUGGAUCAAUCCAUUGUGGAGCUGCUGAAUGGCAUUGGCGAGCGAGCGCUCAAAUCUGUGGGGCAAAUCAAUCUUGUGUGGGACAUCUUAAACAUGCUGGCCUUCUACCAGGACAAACAGCCGCCGCUGAUUGUGCGCAGUUUCCGUGCUGUGCAAGCUCAGCUGCAGCUCCAAUGGCUCAACCUGUUCUUCGAGACCUGCACUGGCAGUGGCUGCAGCAAUGGCUAUCGCUUGCGCAGCAGCCUGUCCGACUGCUCGCUCAGCCAGUCGGAGUGCCGGACGCGCAUGGAGCUGCUUAUUGAUCGCUGCACCCAGUUCUUUACGACAGGCGGCAGUCAGACCAACGGCAGCAACUAUGUGGCCAGCAGCCAGGAGCUGGCUCUGUUCGAGCUGCUCGUCUCCUUUGGCAUAGCCAACAAUCAGCGCUGCAACAACUUCAUUGCCUGGGGUCUGCAGCCGUCGCGUCCCCGCGAUCUGCGCGCCUACAUUGUUGAUGCACUGUGGCGCACAUGCCAGGACGAGUUCCAGUCCUCAAUCAUAUGCGAUGUGAAGAUGAUCAAGGCGCUGCUGUGGCUCAGCCUGAUGGAGGAUGUGAAGCCGCCCAUAGAGAACUUACCCAAUCUAUGCAAGGCGCUGGGCAUCAACGAGAAUGAUUCCACAUGGAACCUGGAGCACGAGCUGGAGCGCCUGGAGCUAAAUCGCAGCACUGUGGCAGCCAAGCAGAAGCAGCUGCUGGAGAAGACGCUCUACAAGUUCGAGCCGCUCGUGCAGCACUGCAUUGAGACCUCCAUGGUGACCACCAGGCGCGUGGCAGAGCUGCAGAAUGCGGAGCGAAAGCUUCUCAUGUGCCACAUGAAGGACUAUGAUGACACAAACACCUACACCAAAUGGCUGGAGAUAAUACGCCGGAUGACCCACGAGGGCGCGCCCUGGUACUGCAAUGAGCGUGCUGAGUGUUCCUGGGAGCUGGAUGACACGGAGGGGCCAUCGCGUGUUCACACACGUUUGCGGCGCUGCCAUUUGGAUAUAGAUCGGCGAUUCUUUAUGAACGACUACUGCCCCGGGCAGGGUCAACGCGAGGAGAAGGAUCAAUAUGUGCGUCCGCUGGACUAUUUGAUAGCCAGCUACGAUCAGCAAUUGAAUAUAUCACUCAAUUCGCAAAUACUCUAUAAUUUUGCGGCAAAAUUUUUGCCCGUCGAUGGUGAGAUCGAUGGCGAGAUAAUUAUAACCGAUCUGAAGCUCUAUUUUCUGGCCACAUAUCGUUGUAAAUACUUUAAUGUGAACUGUGAUAUAUCGAACAUAACUGAAAUUUGGCUGAAGCGCUACCAGCACCAGGAGAAGGCCUUUGAGAUAUUGCUGGACAGCAACAAAUCGCUGUUCUUUUCCCUGCAAAACGCCGAUGACUGGAAGAUAAUGCGCGAGGUAUUCUGUGAUAAAAUUGUAACCAUGCCGGACAACUCCAAAGUGCUGGCCAUAACGCAACAGUGGCGCGAGGGCCUGCUAACCAAUUGGGAGUAUCUGAUGACACUCAAUCAGAUAGCUGGACGCACCUACAACGAUCUCAUGCAGUACCCAGUCUUUCCCUGGGUGCUGGCCAACUACAGCUCCGAGUGCCUAGAUCUGCGCCAAGCGCAAAAUUUUCGACGACUCUCGCGACCCAUUGCGGUGCAGCUGGAGAAGAACGAGCAGCACUACAUAAACAACUAUGCGUACAUCGAAAGCACGAAUACGAACAUGGGCUCAUUGAUCCUGAAGCCGUAUCACUAUAGCUCCCACUACUCAAAUUCUGGCACCGUGCUGCACUUUCUGGUGCGAGUGCCGCCUUUCACCAGCUACUUUCUGCGCUAUCAAGACAAUAACUUUGACCUGCCGGAUCGUACUUUCCACGCACUGCACACCACGUAUUGCUUGGCCAGCCAGGAUAGCUCCACGGAUGUGAAGGAACUCAUACCAGAGUUCUUUUGCCUGCCUGAAAUGUUUGAGAAUUUUGAGCGCUUCAAUUUCGGCUGUCGUCAAAAUGGCGAAAGGGUUGAAGAUGUCACACUGCCCGCCUGGUGCCAGCGAGAUCCGCGUCUCUUUGUGCUCAUCCAUCGGCAAGCGCUGGAAUCGGAGCUGGUUCGCAAUGAGCUGCAUCAUUGGAUCGAUCUAAUUUUUGGCUAUAAGCAAACAGGAGAGAGCGCUGUUGAGGCCAUUAAUGUGUUCCAUCCAGCGACCUAUGCCGUUUUCCUCGACUCUGAGAUUAGCGAUCCCAUUGAACGUGAGGCAGUCAAGACUAUGGUGAAGACCUAUGGGCAGAUGCCACGCCAGCUGUUCAAGUCGCCACAUCCCUCCACCAAAGCGCUGGACUAUGCUCUAGUGGACACGCCCAUUGUGCCCAGUGUGAAAGGAUUGCGUUGGGGCGUCUACGUGGGCUCGCCGCAGCUGAAGGCGCCGUCGUGGGCCAUCAUACACAAAAUACCAGGCACCGAGCAUCUUGUCAGCUUCAGCAACACGAAUGUGGUCUAUGCCUUGCCGGCGCGAGCGGGAGUUAUGCAGGGCGCCGAGCCCGACACCUAUAAUGUAAUUUCCUGGGGCUACGACGAUCGCAUUGUGCGCAUUCAGCCGCUGAACAAGCCACAAGCGAAGCCCAAGAAUCUGCUAUAUAAUGACAGCUUCGAUGACAUCAGUGCUUGUGGCUGUGAUGUGAACUCGAAUCAGCUCUGGUUUGGCCACAAAUCCGGACGCAUUAGCGUCUACAAAUGCGCCAGCGGCAUAGAUGGCCACCAGCGCACGACCACCAAGAGUCGUCAGAGCUAUGUGCGUGGAUUGCGUCUAUCCUAUAAUUCAGCAUUUCGCAAGAUGACCACCAAGAGCACAGGCUCUGGAUCUGGUGCUGAAGCAUCCGAUGACUCGGGCAAUCUGCAUGCCACCAACUCGUCUGCCUCUAUGUCCUCCUCUGGAGUCUCCUGCAACGGCGAUGCACUGCAGCGCGAUGGUGCUGACCUAACCUGGCUGGGUCCCACGUUUCUGGUGCGGCACACGGAUGAGAUCACUUGUAUUGCACUGUCCGUGGAAUUUAAAAUCGCUGUGACCGCUGGACGUGACGGCAUUGCCGUCAUUUGGGAUCUAAAUGACUGGAGCUAUGUUCGCACUAUUGCACGUCCUGCGGAGAUUCAUCAGUCGCCCAUCACGCAUGUGGCCAUCAGUCCUACCCUGGGCGACAUAGUCACCGUGCACACAAUGCCCCAGCAGCCAAUAAAUGCCAACGCAGCAGCAUCACUCGCUAAGCAGAGUGCAGCGGACGAAUGCUUCGAGGUGACGGAGGAGAGCCUGGAUGAUUUUGUCAACGUCAACAUCAAUCCCAAUGGCAAAUCCAUACUCCGUCUGCACUCGGUCAACGCCCGCUACGUACAGCACCUGGUGCACGAGGACCGCAUCCAGGCUGUGUGCUAUUCCUACAUCAAGGAAGGCGUCGGCGUCAAUGUCAUAGCCACCGCUGUGGAGGGUGGCUUCGUCCGCUUCUGGUCGAGUUGGAAUUUGAGUUUCGUCAGCGAACUAACAACUGGCACGGCGCCCAUUCACAGCAUAAUUUACUCUACGCAUCAGCACUUGGUGGUGUUAACAAAGGACUCCCACAUCCAGGUUUGGGAAUCGGAGGGUCUCUACGGCAACGCGCCAAAGUUUCCUCAAAUUGUUUAUAAGUAAACAGCCGUAAACUAAACCUACAAUUAAACUCAAAGCAUAUCAAUGACAGACACAUAAACCAGAGUAGCUGAAGAAUCAAAAUGAUAUCGAGCCCAAGUCACGUGGAAUUCCAUUCUGUAACUAACGACCGGCUUCAAUUAAAUACAUAUACACACUCACAUAUUAGUUUUAUAGCCAUAGGUACAUAAAGCUAUUGAAAUACACUUUUCUACCAAACAACUUUUAUAAGUUAUGCAA